This is a messenger RNA of Colletotrichum truncatum, 318 nucleotides long. Lineage: Eukaryota; Fungi; Ascomycota; Sordariomycetes; Glomerellales; Glomerellaceae. The record is from RefSeq and is a predicted model, not a curated record.
AUGUUAAGUCUGAAGCGUAGCGCAAGCGAGAAGAGCGCCGACGCCGCGAGUCGUCGAGCGUCUUCUCGAAUGCGCAAAAUGCGUCCAAAUGACGAGGCUACCGCGGCCGUAUCAUUCGCAGUUGGCCACACCCAACGUGUGUGCUUCAAGUGCACGCGAAGAGGCCACUCCCUGUCCUUAGGAGGCGACUUCCGGUCCAAUGUUCAGGUCCGGUAUUAUAAACUCGAUGGCAUUGGCGACUUGGGGGACAUUGUAGAGGUCGUUGAACGAAUUGUACACCUUCAGUUGCGGGCAGUAGGUCGAGAGCACAUAGUGUAG